GCCAAAAUAAACAAAUUUGAGGUUGUAUUGAUCGAUACGGCGGGACGUAUGCAGGACAACGAACCAUUAAUGCGAGCGUUAGCUAAGUUGGUUUCGGUGAAUAAUCCCGACAAGAUUAUAUUCGUCGGUGAAGCAUUAGUUGGCAAUGAAGCCGUUGAUCAACUCACGAAAUUUAAUCAAGCUUUGAAAGAUUUUUCAGGGUUACAAAAUCCAAGACAUAUAGAUGGAAUGAUUUUGACGAAAUUUGAUACAGUUGAUGAUAAGGUUGGGGCAGCCUUAUCAAUGACUUAUACAACCGGACAACCGAUUUUAUUUGUUGGAACCGGUCAAACGUAUACAGACUUAAAGAACAUGAGAGUUGGACAUAUCAUUCACUCUCUUCUUAAAGAAUGAAAUUUGAGGCUCACAAAUCAGUCUGAUUUAAUGAUGAACGUGGUUGAACACUUUGAACAUUUAAUAUUUAAUCAAAAAUCACAUUAUUACUAAUAAGAAAUUUUUUUUUAAUUUAAUUUUUAUUUAUUUAAAAAUUUGGGGAACUGAGAAAAUCAAUAAUUAUUUUAUUUUAUUUUAUAUAUGUUUUGAUUGAUUUAUCAUUAUUAAUUUAACAUCAUUUCUGAUCAAAAUCAAUGGUUUAAUGAUAGAGAAUACAUGUCAGAGAGAAUACGCGUGAUAGAGAGAACAUUUGUGAUAGAAGAAUAUGUAUAGUAAUGAGAAUACGAAUGUAGAGAAUGUAGUACGUGUAUUGAGAAUAC
Molecule: messenger RNA, 752 nt
Organism: Rhizophagus irregularis DAOM 181602=DAOM 197198
Lineage: Eukaryota; Fungi; Glomeromycota; Glomeromycetes; Glomerales; Glomeraceae
Source: RefSeq, a predicted model, not a curated record